CAGCCCGCAGCUGAAGGAGCUGAAGUUGUGGCGAUGGAGCUUAUACAAUAGAACUUCCGAUCAAAGUUACUGUGAAUAAAAGCUGUGGACGUCAAAUAGAGCAGUUUUCUUCCGGACGAUAAGUGUUGCCGACGAUAUGAAGCUCUUCAACUCUUACCGAUCGGAUACUGUAGUGCUUCUGAUGAUCCUCAUCGUGAAAUCCCAAUUACGUCUAUCUCAUGCAGAUAAGAUUGAAAGCUCUUACACAACUCAUCCAACAGGACUGCUGUCUCCGACUCCUGUUCCCACGCCGAUGGUUCCGAUGAAUGCUGAGCUCGAUCAAGUGCCAGAUAGUCCGCUGGUUCUAGACUACCAUAUGGGCCCGCUCAUGACGGGCCUCGAUGAUGUUCUCAAGCUCUAUGUCAUCUACUACGGCUCUUUCAGCACGAAACAAAAAUCCACGCUCCAGCUCUUCUUCAAUUCCCUCAGACAAGGAGUGAAGCCGACACAGGUUUCUUCCUUUCCGACUGUUUUUAAAUGGUGGCAGCUCACUCGUGAGUACAGAGACCUUUACGGCGAUGGAGUUGCUCGACAGGUCGUCCUCGCCGGAGAAAGGAACAUACCUUCGGCGGGGAAUCUCACUCAGCUUGACAUUCAGCAGAUUGUCAAGGAUUCGACUGUAGAAUUCGGAAAAAGUGCUCGAGUCAUGUAUCUGGUUCUGACUGACGAUGAUGUGACCGUGGAGCGAUUUUGUAUGAAUGUUUGUGGGACGCAUUUUUACACGUACCCUUCUGAUGAGACCGAUUCUCAGAUGCUACCUUACGCAUGGGUUGGGAACCCCACGAAACAAUGCCCAUCGCUUUGCAGCUGGCCAUAUGCGCCUGGUGGCUUACAGAAAAUCGGUCUCAUCUCUCCCAAUGGAGAUGCAGGCAUCGACGGAAUGAUCAUCACAAUCGCCACCCUUCUGGCUAACGUGGUGACGAAUCCGUUCGGAUCGGGAUAUUACCAGCCCGAUGGUCUUGAAGCAGCCAGUGUUUGUCAAGGCAUAUAUGGAACGGGAGCCUUUCCUGGCAGUCCCGGCAAGCUUUUGGUGGACAACUCCAGCGGGGCAAGUUUCAACGUGUUCGGAGAAAAAAACGCCAAAUUUCUUCUUCCUUGGAUCUGGCAACCAUCAACACUUAAGUGCGCAGGACAGGAGUGACACCCACUCACGGUAUGAAUUGAGCAUCACCUGAAAAUCGGACAGUUCCAUCUUCUGUGUUACCUCGAUGGAAUAUAGCAGAGCGAAUACUGUCAUGUUUUGCAGCGCAAAAAUAAUGUCCAUAUCCAAUAACACGAUGAUCAUAUGAUCGACGUGAUUGAGUUCUCUAGAUGCAUGUACAUGACAGUGUUCGUUCAACAUAAAGUCCUGUAAAGGUCAGAAGUUUCUCCUCGUCUAGUAAGAUAGUGUUUGUUCCAGUUAGUAAGGUACUCUGAAUGUACUAGACACACAUCAGAAAGAA
Messenger RNA from Marchantia polymorpha subsp. ruderalis, 1481 nucleotides. The record is from the annotation of a GenBank genome assembly. Lineage: Eukaryota; Viridiplantae; Streptophyta; Marchantiopsida; Marchantiales; Marchantiaceae.